This is a messenger RNA of Leptosia nina, 1029 nucleotides long. Lineage: Eukaryota; Metazoa; Arthropoda; Insecta; Lepidoptera; Pieridae. The record is from the annotation of a GenBank genome assembly.
AUGAGUUCCUAUCAAUUCGUCAAUUCCCUGGCCUCGUGUUAUGGGAACCAGGCCCCCGGACGCACGGGCACGCCCGUCGAGCAGACCGGCCACCCAGGGUUGCCCACACCUGGAGCUGAUUACUACAACCCAAACGCAGCGGCCUCAGCUUACCCAAAUGCGUGUUAUUCGCCGCCGCAGGUUGGCCAUCAUUACCCUCAGCAUCCAUACGCUGCGCCCGCCACAGGGUCCCACAUGCAGCCCCAAUCGAUGAUAGACUACACACAGUUACACCCCCAGAGAUUGGGUAGCACAGCGAGUCAUAUGCACCAACAUUCAAACCCGAGCCCUGGAGCGUUAUCCCCAAAUUUACUGUCAGCAGCGGCGAAUCAAGCUGCGAGUGCUAGUUGUAAGUUUGCUGAUUCCACGUCAACGACCGGAGUAGCGUCUCCGCAAGACUUAUCCACGUCAUCAGGACCAGGACGGACUUCCCCCGGCUUCGGCGUUUCGAACACUGGCAGCACUAAGCUCGGAUUGACCACCCCGAUAGCGUCACCAGUGGAGCACAAGGCCAACGUGAACCAGAACAUCUCGAGUCCUGCGUCAAGCACCUCGAGCAACGAUAGCAACGAGCCCAAUCCGAACUCCAGUUCAAGUAACACGAAGACCGCGAAGUCAUCGGGCAGUUCUCAAGCGAAUCCACCUCAAAUCUACCCUUGGAUGAAGAGAGUUCAUCUAGGCCAAAGCACUGUGAACGCGAACGGAGAGACAAAAAGGCAGAGGACGUCGUACACCCGGUACCAGACCCUCGAACUCGAAAAGGAAUUCCACUUCAACCGGUACCUGACGAGGAGACGACGGAUCGAGAUAGCUCACGCCCUCUGCCUCACGGAGCGACAGAUCAAGAUCUGGUUUCAGAACCGGCGCAUGAAGUGGAAGAAGGAACACAAAAUGGCGUCGAUGAACAUUGUCCCGUACCAUAUGAAUCCGUACGGCCACCCCUACCAGUUCGACCUCCACCCGAGCCAAUUCGCGCAUCUCUCCGCAUAG